Molecule: messenger RNA, 798 nt
Organism: Cyclocybe aegerita
Lineage: Eukaryota; Fungi; Basidiomycota; Agaricomycetes; Agaricales; Hemipholiotaceae
Source: the annotation of a GenBank genome assembly
AUGUCCUCUCGUCCAGCGGAUAACCUGCCGUCCACCGCACGGGCCAUUGCCCUUCUCCUCUCCUCCGCCCCGUCUGUCCAGGAUGCGCAGCCCGGUGUCCUCCACCAGCUUCUUGAGUUUGCGCAUCGGUAUACCACCCAGGUCCUGACAGACGCCAGUGUCUACGCGGACCAUGCAGGACAUGGAGGCAAGAUCGAGAUGGACGAUGUCACACUCGCUGUCCAAGCACGCGUCGGUUGGGAGUUUGGCGGCCGUGUACCUAAGGAGUACACUCUUUCACUCGCGUCCGAGGUGAAUGCAGCUCCUCUGCCUGCCGUGCCUGAAGUCUUUGGUGUCCGACUACCGCCUGCUUCGGAAUGUCUCACCAACGUCGACUUUGAUCUGAUACCAAACAAGCCACCCCCUGGCGUCAAGCUCUAUGACGAAGAGAUUGAAGAGAUUGAAGAAUCUGAGUCUGAAGAGGAGGAGGAAGAGGAUGUCGACAUGGAACCUGCUGCUGCUCCAUCUCCUGGGAAGCAACCCGUCGGAACUCCGUCAGCUGUAGAGCAGCCUGUCCGAGAAGAGGCACCAUUCCCAAUCUCUGCUAUUGCCACGCAAGCCGACAUAGAAAUGACCAAUGCUAGCAUGCGUCUGGAGGCUGAAGAAGGUAGCGAAGCCGCUGAAGAAGAAGACGGUCUGUUUGCCGGAGGCGACGAUGAAGAAGAGGAAAGCGACGCAAUGGAGGAGGUUCCCACAGCCAUGGCAGAACCAGCAAACGGAAUGAAACGUAAGUUGGUGGAAGAAGACGAUUACGACUGA